AUGGAUGAGGAACUGCUGGAAUUGCAGAGGCAGUUCGAGUUCGCACAGCAAGCAAAGUCAGCCGUGCGGUUAUCAGAAAGAAACGUCGUCGAAUUGGUUCAGAAACUCCAACAACUCCAGAUCAUCGAUUUCGAUCUCCUCCAUACUAGCUCCGGCAAAGAAUACAUCACACCCGAACAAUUAAGAAGUGAAAUCGUGGAUGAGAUAAAUAAAAAAGGUCGAAUUUCGUUGAUCGAUUUGUCAGACACGACAGGGGUGGAUUUGUAUCACGUUGAAAAGCAAGCACAGCAUGUAGUUUCGAUUGAUUCCUCACUUAUGUUGAUCAAUGGAGAAAUAAUUUCAAAUUUUUAUUGGGACGCUGUUUCUGAAGAAAUUAAUGAAAGACUCCAGGAGUGCAGCCAAAUAGCAUUGGCAGAAAUCGCGGCCCAGCUGCAAGUUGGGUCGGAGUUAAUCCUCUCCAUAUUAGAACCACGUCUUGGAACUUUGGUGAAAGGUAGGCUUGAAGGUGGGCAAUUGUAUACACCGGCAUAUGUUGCACGUGUAAGUGCAAUGGUUUGUGGUGCGGCGAGAGGAAUUGCUGUUCCGAUGAAUUUGUCAGCAUUAUGGAGCUCACUGCAGGUUUUAUUGCAAGAAAUGGAUGGAUUUAGUGGUGUAACAGUUGAGAGUUCAUUUUUCCAGUCACUGUUUAAUGGGCUGGUGAAGGAAGGCAAGAUUCUUGGCUCACUUCGCGCUGGAGUGCAUUGGACUCCUUCUGUCUUUGCCUUGGCUCAAAAGGAGAGCGUUGAUUCAUUCUUUUCACAGAAUUCUUUCAUCAGUUAUGGGGCUCUUCAGAAACUUGGAAUACUGCAACCUAUUCAAUUUUUACAGUCCAGAUACCCCGAAGGGAUACCUCUUGUCACUUUAUUUGUUCAUCCUUCACUGACUGAAAUGCUGGAUGCUGCUGUGGAAGAUGCCAUUGAACGUGGUAGCUGGAUAGAUUCACUUUCAGUUUUACCAACAUCUUUUGUGUCCCAAGAUGCAGCUAAGAUUCUCUCACUUUGUCCGUCUGUUCAGAGUGCUGUUAAGUCUGACAAAGCGCUUCUGUUGGGGGAAUCCUAUGUUUUCAGCAAUAGUUUUGUUAAGGAUUUGUUCGAUUGCAUUGAGAAAGAGAUGGAAACCUUAAAUGUUUCUGGUUCUGAUAACACUAGUUUACCUAUUAAUAUACUUCCCAUCAAAGAUUCUAAACAUGGACAUGAUGAUAGUAGCAACCUAUCCGAACUAAAUAAAUCUGGAAAUCAAAGUGGUACUAGCAAAUCAGUUUCAGAAAAAGGUUCUAAGAAGAAAAAAGGUAAAUCUAUAGGGAAUAUUAAGACAGGGGCUGCUGAUACGGAUCCAGACUUUGAAGAAUCUGGAGCAACGAAAUCGAAGAAAAAACCGAAAAAGGGGAAGGAUUCAUCAGCUUCACAAGUUUCUGAUUCAAAGUCUGGUGCUAAAAAAGAUAGUGAUAGAAUGAAGGAUGACAUUCCAGGCAUUCUAUCAAAAGAAUCAUUAAUUCAGAAGAUAAAGUCAUUGAUCCCAGAGUUAGAAGAGCAAGGCAUAGAUGAUCCUGAGACAGUCCUUGCAGCUUUGGCAAAUCAUUUGAGACCCAUGCUUAUAAAUUCAUGGAGGGAUAAAAGAAAGACUGCUUUUACAGAAAAUGCCCAAAAAAUGAAACGCCUAGUUGAUGAUUUGCAGCAAAAGCUUGAUGAGACAUUCUUAAAUAUUCAACUAUAUGAGAAGGCAUUGGAUUUGUUUGAAGAUGACCAGUCAACUUCAGUACUUUUACACAAACAUUUGUUGCGAACCUCAGCCACACCAAUUGUGGAUUCUAUCUUAGUUAACCUGGACAUGCACAACAAGUUGAAGAAUGGAAUUGAAUUUGAAGAAUCUAAAUAUUCUGAAAGUUCAUUGCUUAGAUCCGGGGAAAGAAUGGAUCUAGCAAAGAGUUUGCCAGGAUCUUUGUCAGUCAAGGCCAUUGCGCUAGUUGAAACUUUGGAAGGGAAGCGUGUGGAAACAUUUGUGACUGCUACAAGAGAACUAGUAGAGGAAAGUGGGUUAAUGCUGAAAAAGCUUGAUAAGAAGUUGGAAAGGACUCUUCUGCAUUCUUAUCGCAAGGAUUUAGCAUCUCAAGUUUCUGCUGAAACCGAUCCCGUUUCACUUCUGCCAAAAGUUGUUUCUUUACUUUAUGUCCAGUUGCAUGGAAAAGCUCUUCAAGCUCCAGGCAGGGCUAUAUCAGUUGCAGUUACGCGAUUGAAGGGUAAACUUGAUGAUGCAGCAUUUAAGACCUUGACAGAUUACCAAACUGCUACUGUGACUCUUCUAGCUCUAAUGUCUGCAACAACUGGCAAUGACGAAGAUUGUGUGUCUGAUCGAAUUUUGAGUAAGCGAGAGCUACUUGAGAAUUUGGUGCCUGCACUGAAGAGCUUGGUGCUUGUUAGCUCACAAUCUUAA
This is a messenger RNA of Fraxinus pennsylvanica, 2469 nucleotides long. Lineage: Eukaryota; Viridiplantae; Streptophyta; Magnoliopsida; Lamiales; Oleaceae. The record is from the annotation of a GenBank genome assembly.